Sinocyclocheilus grahami is the source of this 2018-nucleotide messenger RNA. Its product is annotated as quinone oxidoreductase-like protein 1. The record is from RefSeq and is a predicted model, not a curated record. The coding region runs from base 137 to 1192 and encodes 351 amino acids. NCBI's taxonomy places the organism in Eukaryota, Metazoa, Chordata, Actinopteri, Cypriniformes, Cyprinidae. Gene Ontology annotation, molecular function: oxidoreductase activity. The transcript is spliced from 14 exons.
AAAUACUCUUGCAUGCAAAAAUAUUAUAUAGCGUAACAUAAGAAGAUAUUAUUACACCGAUCUUGAUGCUUUAAACAGAGAAUCGCGAUAGGGAUAUUGCAAAGUAAAACAAGUAGCUCGAACAGCUAGAAUUGCCAUGAAGGGACUUUACUGCAAACCAGGAGACCAGGGUGAUGUGAAGUUUGUCUCACAGGAGACGAAUGUACCCACUAACAUUGGCGACCAUCAGGUCAAAGUUCAAGUGAAAAGCUGUGCACUAAGUCCAGUUGAUUUUAAGCUGUAUGAGGACCUCAAGCUUGAGAAAGAACAUGUCCCAGUUGGAAGGGAGAUUGCUGGGGUUGUUCUUCAAGUUGGACCCAAAGUGUCCUUUUUCCAGCCAGAUGAUGAGGUUGUUGGGAUUCUCCCUCUGGAGGCUGAGCAGUCUGGCCUUUGUUCUGUUGUGGUUACUGAUGAAUAUAAUUUAGUUCAGAAGCCUGAGAAAGUGAGCUGGUUUGAAGCAGCAGCAGUAAUUAAAGACGGUCUCAGGGCUUACACUGCUCUCCACACACUGGCUCGGAUGGCUGCGGGUCAGACUGUACUGGUGCUGGAUGGGGCUGGUCCCUUUGGAGUUCUGGCUAUUCAGCUCGCCAACUAUCACGGUGUGAAAGUCCUGGCUACAGCUUUGUCUCCGGAGGACCAGAAGUUUUUGGAAGAGCUCCGUCCGAGUGUGGGUGUGCAGGAAUCACUUUUGGCUCGAGUGAUCAGAGUGUGGGGCUCAAAGGAGGAUUUGGUGGACUCGUGCCUUGAAGAAACUGGAGGUCUUGGAGUGGACAUCAUCAUUGAUUCAGGAGUGAGACUCUAUGAGGAGCCAGAAGCACAGAGGCAUUGCCCACAUAAACAUGACCUCCUUACCCUUCUUUCAGUUGGAGGUCACUGGGUCACCACAGAACAACACUUACAGCUGGACCCUCCUGACAGCCACAUUCUCUUCCUGAAAGCAGCAUCGCUCUCGUUCCUUAACGACGAGGUGUGGACAACAUCCCGUGCCAAGCAGGGCCGAUAUCUUCAUAUCCUGAAAGAUGUGAUGGAUAAACUCUGCACAGGGACUUUCAGGCCGCAACUGGAGGACCCUGUGCCUUUAUAUGAAGCUACAGUCUCCAUGGAAAUGGUACAGAGAAAGCAAACAAGGAAAAGAAUAGCUGUCAAGCUUUGAAGAGGGCUCAAAAUGUGUUUUCCGUAAUUCUGUCAAUUUAGUUGUUGUUAUAAAUCUCAUAUUUUUGUCAGUUGCACUUUUAAUGGAUUGUUGGCAUUUAAAAACAUUCAAAUUCUUUAAAUGGAAUGGAAAUCAGGUCAUUCCAAAAAACAUGUAUCACAAAGCAAAUAGUAUUUACAUUAUACAAAAAAAGUGUGUGUAUAUAUAUAUAUAAACUUUUGAAAUUAUUUACAUAAAAACAUUUUUUCUUAGGAACUUUGGCCUAGUUAUGACAUCUGUAUAUGUGAUUUUCCCUUGUCAAGCAUUCCCAAUGGAUUAUUAACAGCACCAUCUGAUCCCAUUUCUUUUGCCUAUUAAUAUGGGCAGAUCUGUAUAGAAAAGGACUGGAUGAUGCUGACCUAGAAUUCGGCAUCAUUGUUCAGAGGUAUGUAGUUGAUUAUCAGUAGUCUCCUACCAGAAACACAGCAUGUAGCUCAUUUGCUUUCAAUAGAAGAUUUGUGUUUGUUAAGAUCUCAUUGUCCUAAAUGUCCCAUCAUCUUCCUGUCCACCAUAUGUCCCAAACUGUCAAUCUAGGAGAAAAACAAUGAUUGAAGCUUAGAAAUCCCACACGGUGGAGCAUUAUAUAGGGAUAUUUCACCUCUCAUCAUUUAUUCACCCGCAAGUCGUUCCAAAUCUGUAUGAUGUAAUUUCAGGGAACACAAAAGGAGAUUUCACACUGAUAAUUUCCAUGCAGUGAAAAGUGAAUGGGGGACAGUGAACAUCGAACAACUGUUUUAAUUUAGAUUUUAUAUUUUUAGUUCUCAUUUUAUUUUAGCUUAAGCUUUAU